This is a messenger RNA of Sciurus carolinensis (gray squirrel), 3979 nucleotides long. RefSeq names its product oxysterol binding protein like 5 (gene Osbpl5). Gene Ontology annotation, biological process: phospholipid transport. Gene Ontology annotation, molecular function: sterol binding. Gene Ontology annotation, cellular component: membrane; cytosol; intracellular membrane-bounded organelle. The record is from RefSeq and is a predicted model, not a curated record. The coding region runs from base 160 to 2979 and encodes 939 amino acids. The transcript has 23 exons. NCBI's taxonomy places the organism in Eukaryota, Metazoa, Chordata, Mammalia, Rodentia, Sciuridae.
CCUGCGCCGCUCCCUCGCUCCGCCUCGCGCGGUUGGAUCAGUCCUCUGGCAUUUCCUGCAGCCGGGCCGCGCCGCCAGCUGAGCCCCCGCGCCCGGCCCGGCCGACCCGGCCCGGAGCACCGAGCGCAGCGCCGCACGAAGCCCCCCAGCACCCACGCCAUGAAGGAGGAGGCCUUUCUCCGGCGCCGCUUCUCGCUGUGUCCGCCCGCCUCCACCCCACAGAAGACCGACCCCCGGAAGCUCGCACGACACCUGCUCCUGGGCUGUGAGAAUGAGUUCAGCCCGGCCGGCCCAGGGAAGGACAUGGAGCCCGAUGGCCCGUCACUGCCGAGAGAUGAAGAGCCCCCCACCUCAGGCUCUUCCACCAAGGUGCCCCCGGCACUGCACACCACCGUCCCCAGAGAGGGCAGCCACGGCGUGGAGAUGAGUGGCCCGCUGUGUGCCCAGGAAACUGUGGACGCUGGAGUUGGAAUUUCAUGGACCUUUCAUGUCCCGAGAAAUCGUAUCCAUUCGACUCUGUCUCAGCUGCUCACAGUUGCGGAAACUGUCCUUGGCUCGCAGGCAGAGAACAGGCUGUGCAAUGGAUCUGACAAGGAGUGUGUGUCCCCAAAAGCCAGGACCUCCAAGAAGGAGACCCUCAAGGCACAGAAGGAGAGCUACCGACAGGAGAAGAAGCGGGCCACCAAGCAGCUGUUCAGCGCCCUGACGGACCCCAGCGUGGUCAUCAUGGCUGACAGCCUGAAGAUCCGCGGGACCCUGAAGAGCUGGACCAAGCUGUGGUGCGUGCUGAAGCCAGGGGUGUUGCUCAUCUACAAGACGCCCAAGGUGGGCCAGUGGGUGGGCACCGUGCUGCUGCACUGCUGCGAGCUCAUCGAGCGCCCCUCCAAGAAGGACGGCUUCUGCUUCAAGCUCUUCCACCCACUCGACCAGUCCGUCUGGGCCGUGAAGGGCCCCAAAGGCGAGAGUGUGGGCUCCAUCACACAGCCCCUCCCCAGCAGUUACCUGAUCUUCAGGGCCGCCUCGGAAUCGGACGGGCGCUGCUGGCUGGACGCCCUGGAGCUGGCCCUGCGCUGUUCCAGCCUGCUGCGACUGAGCACCUGCAAGCAGGGCCGCGACGGGGAGCCGGGGUCCUCGCCCGACGCCUCGCCCUCCUCGCCCUACGGACUGCCCGCCUCAGCCAGCGUGCACCCAGACCAGGACCUGUUCCCGCUGAGCGGCUCUUCCCUAGAGAACCACCUGGAGAACGAUGGCUUCUCAGACAAGUCAGAGAACGCCGAGGACUCGGGGGCGGAGACCCAGGACCACAGCCGCAAGACCCACGAGAGCGGCAGUGACCAGUCUGAGAGCCCCGGGGGGCCCCGCAGAGGGACCACCUAUGUGGAGCAGACCCAGGAGGAGCUCGCGGAGCUGAACGAGGUGUCGCAGGUGGAGACGGUGUCCGAGGAGAACAAGGGCCUGGUGUGGGUGCUGCUGCGGCAGCUGCGGCCGGGCAUGGACCUGUCCCGCGUGGCGCUGCCCACCUUCGUGCUGGAGCCGCGCUCCUUCCUCAGCAAACUCUCCGACUACUACUACCACGCCGACCUGCUCUCCAGUGCUGCCCGGGAGGACGAUCCCUACAGCCGCAUCAAGCUCGUGCUGCGCUGGUACCUGUCAGGCUUCUACAAGAAGCCCAAGGGAAUCAAGAAGCCCUACAACCCGGUGCUGGGGGAGACCUUCCGCUGCUGCUGGCUCCACCCGCAGACCCACAGCUACACCUUCUACAUCGCUGAGCAGGUGUCCCACCACCCGCCCGUGUCCGCCUUCCACGUCAGCAACCGGAAGGAUGGUUUCUGCAUCAGCGGCAGCAUCACAGCCAAGUCCAGGUUCUACGGCAACUCACUGUCGGCUCUGCUGGACGGUAAGGCCACGCUCACCUUCCUGGACCGAGCGGAGAACUACACCCUCACCAUGCCCUAUGCCCACUGCAGAGGCAUCCUGUACGGUACCAUGACCAUGGAGCUGGGAGGGAAAGUGACCAUCGUGUGUGAGAAGAGCAGCCUCCAAGCCGAGCUGGACUUCAAGCUCAAGCCUUUCUUUGGGGACAGCACCAGCAUCAACCAGAUCUCGGGGAAGAUCACGUCGGGAGAGGAGGUCCUGGCACAUCUCACCGGACACUGGGACCGAGACGUGUUUAUCAAGGAGGAGGGCAGCAGAAGCCCCGAGCUCUUCUGGAGCCCGAGCAGGGAGGUCCGCAGGCAGCGGCUGAAGCGGCACACGGUGCCGUUGGAGGAGCAGAUGGAGCUGGAGUCCGAGAGGCUCUGGCAGCACGUCACCAGGGCCAUCCACGAGGGUGACCAGCACAAGGCCACCCAGGAGAAGCUGGUGCUGGAGGAGGCGCAGCGGCGGCGCUCCCAAGAGCUCCAGCAGAGCCUCGCGCCCUGGAAGCCGCAGCUCUUCCACCUGGACCCGCUCACCCAGGAGUGGCACUACCAAUACGAGAACCACAGCCCCUGGGACCCCCUGAAGGACAUCGCCCAGUUUGAGAAGGAUGGGAUCCUGCACACCCUGCAACGGGAGACCAUGGCCCACCAGACCACCUUCCGGGGCAGCCCAGCGUCCAGGCAUGAGAGGUCUCGCCCGGAUCGGCGACUGCGCAAGGCCAGUGACCAGCCCUCUGGCCACAGUCAGGUCACAGAGAGCAGUGGCUCCACGCCCGAGUCCUGCCCAGAGAUGUCGGACGAGGACUGCGACUAUGCUCCUGCUGAUGAGAGCCCGUGCCCUCGGUGCAGGAGGGAGGCCCAGCGGCUACAGGCACUGCGGGAGGCUGUGCUGUCCAUCCGGGAGGCCCAGCAGGAGCUGCAGAGGCACCUCUCGGCCAUGCUGAGCUCCGUGGUGCAGGCCGGGCAGCCGGCCCCCGGCCUCCUGCAGAGCCCCCGCGCCUGGUUCCUGCUCUGCCUGUUCCUGGCCUGUCAGCUCUUCAUUAACUACAUCCUGAAAUAAGAGCCCGGGGCAGCGGCGUCCCUGCAGAACUCCCCAGCCUGAGCCUCCCUCCCAGGCACCCAGCACUUUAAGCCAGCCCCGUGGAGGCAGAGAGGCCCGGCAAGCACAGCCACGUGGCGGAGGCCCACGGCAAAGGGAGGAGCAGGGCUGUGACCAGGGUGUUCAGGGCCCUCUGGGGGCACUGGCCUCUCCUGCAGGACCCUCCGCCCAGCGCGGCCUUAACGCUAAAGCCAAAUGCAGCUUCCAUUGUGUGACAUGCACCUUGUCAUUCCCAGUCCAGGCCCCACGUGCCAGGCGGCACCAGUGGAUUCAGGGGUGGGAAGGCCUGCCCAGGCUGUGGACGGCCACCCCCUGACAGCCGUGAAUGAGGGUCAAGGAGGGAGCAAGGAGACCCUAGGAGCCCCAGGCAUGUCAGCUCUGAUGCACUUCCAGAGACCCUGCCUCUGAUGCUGGGGUUGCCGUGAGGGGCCCCAGGAGGCUCUGGGACGGGCCGGGGCACCCCUGGGGAGGAGACACGGGGCAGUUGUUCUGCCACCGUGCUGUUCGGUGGAAGCCCAGGACAGGUAGGUACUGGACCCUCCCCACCUGAUGGCCAGAUGAGCCUGCGGGGACCAGGCGGGGCCAGGCGAGCAGUGAGCAGGAGGGAGCCCGCAGGCCAGGGCGCCCCUGCACCAGGUGGCCGGGGCCCACAGUCUUCCCACUCAUUUCACACUUUUUUAAUAUACGUAAUUGCAAUAUAUCCUGCAGCCGCCACCAGUGGCGAGCUGUGGCGUCUGCCCCCAGCUCCCGUGUCAAGGGCGCUCUGUGUGCGAGUGCGCGUGCGUGCGUGUGAGCAUCUGCACAUAUUUAUGUCUGGAGCCUUAAACUACUCUGUGGGUGCCGUCUCAGCUGUAGCUGACCCUUCAUUUUCCAAGUUUUGUACCAUGUUCUUGUCUCCUCCCCGUCCCAGAGUCGGGGACGUGUCUAUGCUCCAUGCCUUGAAAUAAAUGGACAUAUAUGA